Messenger RNA from Arthroderma uncinatum, 2331 nucleotides. RefSeq lists its product as uncharacterized. The transcript is spliced from 2 exons. Gene Ontology annotation, biological process: telomere maintenance via telomere lengthening. Bases 1 to 2331 code for a protein of 776 amino acids. Gene Ontology annotation, molecular function: double-stranded telomeric DNA binding. NCBI's taxonomy places the organism in Eukaryota, Fungi, Ascomycota, Eurotiomycetes, Onygenales, Arthrodermataceae. The record is from RefSeq and is a predicted model, not a curated record.
AUGUUGCGGUCCCACAGAGCCACCCCAGGCGGCGAAAGUCAACCGCCGAAAAGUCGCUCCGCAUCCGCUAAGCAUCAGCAAAGCACAAGCUCGCGUUUAACGCGGAGCCGCAGUCGGGAGCUUGGAGAGGCACCAGCUCACUCGAGCUUCAAGGUUCCCUCAAUUCCACAGAAGAGCGACUAUGCUGCCGGACAGACAUUUGUGCUACGGACUCCAAGGACUUCAGAUGCUUCAUCCAGGGGAAAUGGCCUUUCACCCAUCACGGAGAGUCGUGCCAAUGAAGCAAGACAUAGUCUUGAGUUCUCUCCUAGCCACCAGUCAAAUAUCAGUCAAACGUAUGUCGCCGAAUCGCACGCAGACCAUGGUAACAUCUCCGGCACCACGAUGUUUCAAGCCGACGAUUCUGAACGUGAAGCUGAAGAAGUCGACCUUCACUUAAUACUUGACACUCUCCCUGACCUUCUUACUGCAUCCAAUAAAGCCCUCCGCCUCUUGACACCAUCAGGGCUUUCAUAUGCUAACAUAUCAAAACACUUUCAAACAUCAAAAUUUGGAGCAAGGCUCAAUCGGAUCAAGGAGACAUUUGAUGCGCAAAAGAAAUGCAUGAGCAAAGAUAGCUUCAUCCCUAUCGAACGCUUUGUAGCAGCGUUAUCGUCGAUAAAACCAUUGGAUUGGAAACCACGGGGAAUUUACCAAAAAGCUAACCUGGCACAACUCGCUUUGGACCUAAUCAGACCGCAACCAACUACAUUAAUAGAGGCCGUUGACAACAGCUUCCCAUUUGCGUUCAUUGAGUCGGUCACAUCCUCCAAAGGGGAUGACCUCAAAACAGAAACGGUCCAGCUAGGAUUGGAGAUACGGACCCAACAUUUUAUAGCAAACCUACGGUCUAAAGCGGCAAAUCAAACUUCCAAGCCCGAAGAAUUGUUGGAAGACGUCUUUUUUAGUUCCUCUCUCGGAGAGGACGACGGCGAGAUACGGGGUUGGCAAAUGGACGGCCUCGAGGAUGACAGCUGCUGUAUUCCCGAAGAAUAUCUUGGCAUUGCUGAAGAAAGGAUCGAUUUAAUCCGUAGGUGUCUGGGAAAAGAUGGCGAGUUAGAGGCCGAGUUUCCGUGGUCAGAAUUUGUUGUUGGGAUUGCAGGCUGGAUUCGAGCACAGGCGAGCGACAUCGACAAGCAACUGGAAUCACAGAUGCCGAUUGAAGAGGCGACCAAGAUCUUACAGGCCGAACUGGACAAGCAAUCAAGCUUUGGGCCUGGACAUACCCUGGAUCGUAUCUCGUCACCUAUACUGGAUGAUGUUGAGCCUCCGGCGGAGAGGAACCCUACACCAGAGAGGAGCCCUGCACCUGAGACAUCUGUGGAAACUAGCAAGGAGGCUGAAGAACAGUCACAGGCUAUUGCGAGCCCAAGCCCUCCUCAGCGCCAUCGAUUUAAAGGAAAAGGCGCACUCCAGCGCCUCCUUGGGCUUGGUACUGCGAAAAACGCUCCUCCUAAGCCUGUUACACUUCCAGCCGCGGAAGAAGACGCUCCACCACGGGGCCAGCACAAUGAGCCUACUGCAAAGUUGCUCGAUUAUGAUGAUGACGCACUCUUGAAUGUUGGAGCGACAACCCCAUCACCCCCGCGAGAUUUACAAACUGAGGCUGCACCCGUAAUUACAAUCCAGGGUCCACCCCUAAAGGAUCGAUCCAGGAGUGAGCCUGAAGAGAGAGUUCCCCCACUUUCAUCAUUAGACAUCUUGAGGCUUUCGGAAGAGGGAAUUAGGACUGCAAGGUCGACUAAGCAGGAUAGGCCUCGUGCGGCUUUUAUAGACCGGCAACUUGAUGCACAUAGGGUAUCGCCUAUCAGCACACAAUCUGAUAGACACCUCCCAAAUGGCCCCAAAAAGCGAACCGCUGAAGAUGCUUUCCAUGUCGAAGAGAGUGAGGAGGAUACCGGGUUUGAGACGGACACCCGUCCUCGAAAGCUACGCCGUGAACGUCCGCACAAAACACCGGCUCCCCCACGGCCUACUGCGACGGCAAGCUCUAGUAUAGACUCUACAGCGGAUAGCAGGUUGGCAGCUAGAACCACGUACACGGUUCCGGCCUCUACUGCACCGCAUCGGUUUGAACAAAUAGCUGAGACGUUGCCGGCGUUUAAUGUGAAGAUACGGAGACCUUGGUCCCUUGAAGAAGAAACCUGCCUGAGGGAGCUGAUCGAAGAGUGUGGCCCGUCCUGGGCUAAGAUAAAGGAAUUGGAUAGUAGGGCUGGGAACAUACUGCACAAGCGCUCUCAAGGACAUAUAAAGGACAAGGGUGGGCAGAUGCUUUAUGAUGAUUUGAUGUGA